AUGGAAAAUCAAGGGAAUCAGCACAAUGUGGCUCGUGAUGCUGCAACUCGUAAUGCAGAAACUACUCCAAUCUUUGUAGGAGACUCCUCUAAUUCUACAGGGAAUCAAAACUAUUUCAGCGUUCAGCAGUUGCUCAAUAGAGAUGACUCUGAUCAUAUGAGGAAUGGGCACUUUGCUUCUCGAGGAGCUGAUUCGAGCAAUCUCCCUCGGGAUGUAGACAUGAAUGAAACUCCUGAAGGUAAUGGAGUUGGCGAAAAUCAUAACUGGGGGAGAGGAGUAUCCUUAUCUCCAUUUAAUUUGGGUGGCUUAGAAUCUACUAUAAAUCCUUCUGGCCCACCUGUAAUUUCUUCUGGAAUUUCAGGAUAUGUGGUAGAAGAAAAUAAUGUUAGGGAGGUUCUAUCAAGUGAUGGUAGGCGUAUAUCCUUCAAAAGAGGAGCACCUGAAUAUGUUUUCCGUCAACUGUUUGCAGGAGAUGGUUCAAGCUAUGGAGAGAGAGCUGGAGAUCAUCCUAGUGAACAACUUGCUUCAAAUGGCCUAGCAUAUCUCAAUCAUGGCAGGUUAAAUUCAACAGGCUCCUGGAAUAAUCACCUUAUGAAUGCUAAUCACUCAAUAGUGUCCAUUGUUGUAACUGCGUUUAGCGUGGAAGCUGAAAGCUCUUCUCCAGAACUAAACUCAAGUGUGGAAGCAGGAGGUCCACCAGUUUUCGGGCAAGCACUUGGUGCACACCAAGCUUCAAGUGCGGCGAGGCAAAUGCAUGUCUUCGGGAGAAAUACUCGAUUGAGAACCGAAAACCAACAAGAUGUUGUGCCUGAAUCAUCAUCAGCUCAGACAGUAGGGAACCCUAUAGGAUUAUUAUAUCAACCGGAUUUUGUUCUUCCUUCUGAUCAAGUUCUUAAUGAAAUCACAGAAUCUCAGGUUCUUGCCAAUGCAAAUUUGGCAGCACAAUUGCCUAUUGUAGAGAUCCCAAAUCUUGCACAAAGUCUACAACUUUCUGAAUUGAGUAACGAGGUAAGUAGAUUGGUACAUCAGGAAGAGAACCCGAUGAACCAAGCGAGACCAACAAUGCCUUCCAACGAAGGUACGAGCACUGACGGGGCAGAAGGGUCGCCGAAUGCAAAUAGAGCCAAUGGGAAUACGAAUAGAAAUAUUCCUAGCAACGUUGAUUCUUCUUUCCGAAAUGUAUCUGGUCCAAGUGUCGAGGUACUGCCUGCUCCAAAUAACUCCCCUCAACCAACCAUGGGUGGUGAAGAAGAGGUCGAAAGAAAUACUAUUACUGUGAAUCAGCCUGAGCGACGUAGACGUGGAAUGCGGGGUCCAAUACCUUCAGGUGCUCCUGCUGUUGCAAGACGUGCGGAGACUCCAUUCAGAGGUGGAAAUAGAAGUUCUUCUCCCCUACCUUUGAGGACGCGAGCUGUACCAGGUCCUCCUGACGUUUCUAAUUUUCCACCUCCACUCCAAUUUUUGACUGAUGCUGAGAGAAGAAGCAUAGCAAUUCGGGAGUUUGGCAUGAUGAAUGGCAUUCUUUACAUUGCCAAUAGCGAUGAUGAAGAUGAGGAGGAUAAUCAUGGAGACAUGAACUAUGAGGAGUUUCUUGAACUUGAAGUUCAGAUUAGAUAUGUCAACAAUGGGUUAGCUGAGCCGAUAAUCCUCGACAAUUUGGGCUUGAGGACAUAUCACUCUACUCCAUCUAAACCUGAAAUGUGCUGUAUCUGUCAAGACGACUAUGAGGAUGGAAAUGAAAUUGGAAAACUGGACUGUGGGCAUGAGUUUCAUUCCAACUGCAUCACAAAGUGGCUGGUGAUACAUAACACCUGUCCUCUCUGCAAGAGGAAGGGGUUGAAUGUGGCCGCUCACUAA
Messenger RNA from Carica papaya (papaya), 1857 nucleotides. The record is from RefSeq and is a predicted model, not a curated record. NCBI's taxonomy places the organism in Eukaryota, Viridiplantae, Streptophyta, Magnoliopsida, Brassicales, Caricaceae.